AUGUCUAUCGAAGAAAUCCCACAAGGUGCUGACAUCAACGUCAUUCCAAAGAACGAAAAGAAAGCUAGAGAAUUAAUCAAGAAAUUAAACUUGAAACAAAUCAAGGGUAUUUCUCGUGUUACUUUCAAACAAAGAGGUAACUUAAUUUACGCCAUUGAUGCCCCAGAUGUAUACAGAUCUGCUGCUGGUACUUAUGUUGUCUUUGGUGAAGCCAAGGUUGAUGACAUGAACCAAAGAAUGGCUGAAGCUCAAGCUCAAGCUGCUCAACAAGAAGCUUUACAGAAGGCUGCUUCUGAUGCUGCUACUGCUGACAAGUCUCCAGAAUCUAUCACUGCUGAUUUAGAAAAGGCUUCUUUAGGUGAAAACAAGGCCGAUGAAGCUGAUGAAGAAGAAGGUGAAGUUGAUGAAUCUGGUUUAGAUGCCAAGGAUAUUGAAAUUGUUGUUGAACAAACUCAAGUUUCUAGAGCUAAGGCUGUUAAGGCUUUAAGAAAGCAUGAUGGUGAUAUGGUCAAUGCUAUCAUGGAAUUAUCUUAG
Molecule: messenger RNA, 534 nt
Organism: Hemisphaericaspora subhashii
Lineage: Eukaryota; Fungi; Ascomycota; Pichiomycetes; Serinales; Debaryomycetaceae
Gene: EGD2
Product: Egd2p
Exons: 1
Coding region: 1-534 (177 amino acids)
Biological process (GO): protein targeting to membrane
Cellular component (GO): cytoplasm; nascent polypeptide-associated complex
Source: RefSeq, a predicted model, not a curated record